Molecule: messenger RNA, 7963 nt
Organism: Dunckerocampus dactyliophorus (ringed pipefish)
Lineage: Eukaryota; Metazoa; Chordata; Actinopteri; Syngnathiformes; Syngnathidae
Product: dnaJ homolog subfamily C member 13-like
Exons: 58
Coding region: 163-6939 (2258 amino acids)
Biological process (GO): regulation of early endosome to late endosome transport; receptor-mediated endocytosis; endosome organization
Cellular component (GO): endosome membrane
Source: RefSeq, a predicted model, not a curated record
CCUGAGCGGUGUUGGGGGGGGGGGGAAAUACGGCGUAACUGAGCACCUUCGGCUUUGGAGUGGGACCACCGAGAGGCAGCGACAGGGCACCGAGGAGGGCGGGGGGCCGAGGGACGGCUGUAAUUCAUACCCGCUUGUGAUUUUUCCAGGUCCUGUGAAAAGAUGAACGUCGUGAAAGACAACCAAGACCUGGCCUGCUUCUACACCACCAAGCACUCCUGGAGGGGAAAGUACAAGCGUGUCUUCUCUGUGGGAACCCACGGCAUCACCACGUACAACCCCACCACGCUGGAAGUAACAAAUCAGUGGCCUUAUGGAGACAUCUGUGGAAUCGGCCCUGUUGGAAAAGGUCAGGGAACAGAGUUCAACCUCACAUUCCGAAAGGGCACCGGCAAGAAGUCGGAGACGCUCAAGUUCUCCACGGAGCAUCGGACGGAGCUGCUCACAGAAGCACUGAGAUUCCGAACAGAGUUUUCAGAGGGAAAAAUAACUGGCAGGCGUUACAACUGCUACAAGCACCAUUGGAGUGACACGCGGAAGCCCGUGAGUUUGGAGGUGACGCCGGGCGGCAUUGACCAAAUCGACCCUCACACCAACCGGGUGCUCUGUUCCUACGACUACCGCAACAUCGAGGGCUUUGUGGAGACCUCUGGCUACCAGGGAGGCUUCUGCAUCCUUUACGGCGGGUUUAGCAGGCUGCACCUGUUUGCCUCCGAGCAUCGAGAUGACAUCAUCCGCAGUGCCAUAGAGCAUGCUGGGAACUUCAUUGGAAUCACGCUGCGGCUCAGGAAGGAGGCCCUGACCUUCGAGGGCUUCUUGACGGACAGGCUGGGGAAGUACAGCUCAGAUGAGAGCAUCACGUCGGUGGCCGAGUUUGUGGUGCAGAAGAUAACCUCACGCCAUGCGGAGCCCGUUAAGCGUAUCUUGGCCCUCACCGAGACAUGUUUGGUGGAGAGAGAUCCCGCGUCCUACAACAUUGUCACCAUCAAACCAUUUGGAGAGGUGUUUGCUCUCAUCUGCGAUGCGGACAACCCUCAGGUGUUUACAGUCGAAUUCAUCAGAGGCCAGAUCAGAAAGUUCUCCUCCACGGAACGGGACUCUUUGCUGGCCAGCCUGCUCGAUGGCGUCCGUGCAUCGGGUAACAGGGACGUGUGCGUCAAGAUGGCCCCCACGCGGCGCGGCCAGCGAUGGGGCCUCCUCAGCAUGCCUGUCGACGAGGAGGUGGAGAGCCUGCAUCUGAAAUUCCUAGCAGCGCCUCCCAAUGGAAACUUUGCCGAUGCAGUAUUCCGAUUUAACGCCAACAUAUCCUACAGUGGUGUGCUCCACGCAGUAACACAAGAUGGUCUUUUCUCUGAGAACAAAGAGAAGCUCAUCAACAACGCCGUCCUGGCUCUCUUGACGCAGGAGGCAGAGUUGCCCUCACUCAAUGCCGAGCUGGAGAGCCACUUUCAGGCCAUCCGGCGCUUGGUGGCCUCCAAAGCCGGCUUCCAGGCCUUCACCCAGCUGCCUAAGUCUGGACAAGGGUCUGGACUCACAGACGGAACGUUUAGGGAAAAGUUAGGAGUUAAGACGGUCAAAGCUUUAAAGAGGAACAACAACGGUGUGACACACGCUGCUAUCGACAUGCUCUGCGCCCUGAUGUGUCCCAUGCAUGACGACUAUGACCUGAGGCAGGAGCAACUCAACAAAGCAUCUCUGCUGUCUUCUAAGAAGUUCCUGGAAAACCUUCUUGAGAAAUUCAUUACCAAUGUUGACCAUGGAACAGGGGCUUUGGUGAUCAGCUCCCUAUUGGAUUUUUUAACGUUUGCCCUGUGCGCCCCUUACAGUGAAACCACUGAGGGCCAACAGUUUGACAUGCUGCUUGAGAUGGUGGCCUCCAACGGACGCACGCUCUUUAAACUCUUCCAGCAUCCCUCUAUGGCGAUUGUGAAGGGCGCUGGACUGGUAAUGAAGGCCAUUAUUGAGGAAGGGGACAAGGAAAUCGCCACCAAAAUGCAAGAGCUGGCUUUAAGCGAGGGGGCUCUUCCUCGGCACCUUCACACCUCCUUGUUUACCAUCAGCACGGACCAGAGGAUGCUCACCAACAGACAGCUGAGUCGUCACCUGGUUGGUCUGUGGACCGCAGAGAACCCUGUCGCCAUGAACCUACUCAAGAGAAUAUUGCCAACAGGUCUGCUAGCUUACAUGGACAGUCCGGAUACAGUGCCAGAGAGAGAUGUGGAUCGAAUGCAUGUCAGAGACAACUUGAAACUUGCCACGGACCAGCUGAACCGAAACAAGGUCCCCGAGUGGCAGCGGAUAGCCGGCAAAGCAGCCAAAGAGGUGGAGAAGUUUGCCAAGGAGAAGGCGGAUCUGGUUCUGAUGCACUGGAGGGAUAAGAUGGGCAUCGCGCAGAAGGAGCAGGACAGAAAUAACCUGAAUCCCAAUCAAAAGCCGGUCAUCCUGAGAAAAAGACGACAGCGGAUCAAGAUUGAAGCCAACUGGGAGCUUUUCUACUACAGAUUCCAGCUGGACCAUGCACGCUCCAACCUAAUCUGGAACCUGAAAACAAGGGAGGAGCUGCGGGACGCCCUGGAAGGGGAGAUGCGCGCCUUCAACGUGGACCGCGAGCUCGGCAAUGCCACCGUCAUCUCCUGGAACCACCAGGAGUUUGAGGUGAGAUAUGAGUGCCUUUCCGAUGAAAUCAAGAUCGGCGACUAUUACUUGCGCCUCCUGCUGGAGGAGGAUGAAAAUGAGGAAUCAAGUGCCAUCAAGAGAUCGUACGAAUUCUUCAACGAGCUCUACCACCGCUUUCUGCUAACGCCCAAAGUCACGAUGAAGUGCCUGUGCUUGCAGGCGCUAACGAUAGUUUACGGCAAGUGCUUUGAAGAGAUCGGCCCCUUCACUGACACAAAAUACAUUGUGGGCAUGCUGGACCGCUGCACCGACAAACUGGAAAGAGACAGGCUCAUCCACUUUUUGAACAAACUGAUUCUUAACAAGAAAAAUGUGAAAGAUAUAAUGGACUCUAACGGGGUGCGAAUCCUGGUGGACCUGCUCACCUUGGCCCAUCUGCACACCAGCAGAGCUACUGUGCCACUUCAGAGCAACGUCUUGGAGGCAGCGCCAGACAUGAAGAGAGAGAGUGAGAAGGAGUGGUACUUCGGAAAUGCCGAUAAAGAAAGAAGAGGACCUUUCAACUUUGAAGAGAUGCAGGAGUUUUGGAACAGCAGCGUCCUGACCGCAAAGACUAGGUGCUGGGCUCAGGGGAUGGAUGGAUGGCGCCCCCUGCAGGCCAUCCCGCAGCUGAAGUGGUGCCUCCUGGCCACCGGGCAGGCGGUGAUGAACGAGUCUGACCUGGCGACCCUCAUCCUCAAUAUGCUCAUCACCAUGUGCUCCUACUAUCCCAGCAGGGACCAAGAUAACGCCAUUAUUCGUCCAUUACCAAAGAUCAAGAGGAUGAUAAGUGACAACGCUUGCCUCCCUCACAUUGUUCAGUUGCUCUUGACGUUUGAUCCCAUCCUGGUGGAAAAAGUGGCCAAUGUCCUGUACCUGGUGAUGCAGGACAACCCCAACCUGCAGCGGCUGUACUUGAGUGGAGUCUUCUUCUUCAUCAUGAUGUACACCGGCUCCAACGUGCUUCCUGUUGCAAGGUUCCUGAAGUACACUCACCUGAAGCAAGCCUUUAAAUCAGAGGAGUCUAAAGGCCUGGACAUUGUGCAGCGCAGUGUUCUGGGACCCGUUCUUCCAGAAGCCAUGGUGUGCUAUCUGGAGAACUAUGAGGCAGAGCGCUUCUCUGAGAUAUUCCUGGGAGAAUUUGACACCCCUGAGGCCAUUUGGAGCAGCGAGAUGAGGCGCAUGAUGAUUGAGAAAAUCGCAGGCCACAUUGCUGACUUCAGCCCGAGGCUGCAGAGCAACACGCGCGCCCUCUACCAGUACUGCCCCAUCCCUGUGAUCAGCUUCCCUCAACUGGACAACGAGCUCUUCUGCAACAUCUACUACCUCAGACACCUCUGUGACACCACCCACUUCCCCAACUGGCCUAUUCGAGAUGCUGUAAAGCUGCUUAAAGACACACUUGAAGCUUGGAAGAGGGAGGUGGAGAAAAAGCCACCGUCCAUGUCGGUAGAUGAUGCUUACGAAGUCCUCAACCUCCCCAAAGGACAAGGACAGCAUGAAGAGAGCAAGAUCAGGAAGGCUUACUUCAGGCUGGCGCAGAAGUACCAUCCUGACAAGAACCCUGAUGGCAGAGACAUGUUUGAGAAAGUCAACAAGGCCUAUGAGUUCCUUUGCACAAAGUCUGCAAGAAUCCUAGAUGGCCCUGACCCAGAAAACAUCAUCCUCAUCCUCAAGACCCAGAGCAUCCUCUUCAAUCGGCACAAACAAGAACUGGAGCCCUACAAAUAUGCCGGCUACCCCAUGCUCAUCAAAACAAUCACCAUGGAGACCGAAGAUGACCAACUCUUCUCCAAGACCUCCCCUCUCCUCCCGGCUGCCGCUGAGCUAGCCUUCCACACCGUCAACUGUUCAGCUCUCAACGCCGAGGAGCUUCGCCGGGAGAACGGCAUCGAGGUGUUGCUGGAGGCUCUUUCGCGUUGUGUCUCCGUGUUGACUGCAUCCAGCAAGGCUGACGACAUGGCGGUUCAGGUGUGUGGGCACGUCUGUAAGUGCUACAGUGUUGCGGCACAGUUUGAGGAAUGCAGAGAAAAGAUCAUCGAGCUGCCCUACAUCAUCAGAGACCUCUGUCACAUCUUGUAUUAUGGAAAGUGUCUUCCCAAAACCGCCUCCUUGGCGGUUCAGUGCGUCAGCUCCUUCGCCGUGGAUUUCUUCCUCCAGACCCAUCUGUACCACGCCGGCGUGCUCUGGCACCUGCUGGUCAACCUCUUCAACUACGACUACACCCUGGAGGAGAGCGGUGUGCAAACGAGUCAGGAGACCAACCAGCAGCAAGUGGCCAACAACCUGGCCAAGCUCAGCCUGGUGGCCCUUAGCCGCCUGGGAGGCUACCUCCAGACGCCGCACAGCCCCAACGGCAGCAAUCCCGUGCCGGAGACCAACGGUGUGGAGGGUACGCCUCCGGACAACCCCACUAUUCGCAAGAGCCUUGCCUCCAUGUUGACGCCCUACAUCUCCAGGAAGCUGGGAGUAGGAUCUUCCGCUGAGGUCUUGAAACUGCUGAACAGUAACUCUGAGAACCCCUACCUCAUCUGGAAUAAUGGAACACGAGCCGAGCUGAUGGAGUUCCUGGAGAGUCAACAGGAGGGAAACAUCAGAAGAGGGGAAAACGAUAAGAGCUUUGGUGCUGAUUUUGUGUUCAGCGAUCACAGCAAAGAGCUGAUAGUCGGGGAGAUCUUUGUGCGGGUUUACAACGAACAACCAACUUUCCCACUUGACUUUCCCAAAGCGUUUGCAGCGAGUCUGCUGGACUAUGUGGGCUCUCAGGCCCAGUACCUCCACACACUGCUGGCCAUGAGUCAGAGCAACAAGGUAGAGUCCCAGCAGCACGCUGAGCGGCUCCGCUUUGCAGAGAUGGCUCUAGAGGCUUUACGCAAUGUCAUCAAGAACAACCCUGGCUCCGAGACGGAGUGCAUCGGCCAUUUUAAGUUGCUCUUCUCCCUGUUGCGUGUUCACGGAGCUGGCCGCGUGCAGCAGCUGGUGUUGGAGGUUGUGAACACAGUAACAUCAAAUCAAGAAUGUGUGAGCAACAUCGCAGAGUCUCUGGUGUUGUCCAACCUCCUCUUACUGCUGCACUCUCUCCCAUCAAGCAGGCAGAUGGUGUUGGAGACCAUCCAUGCAUUGACCUCCAACACCAAAAUAGUCAAAGAGGCCAUGGCUAAAGGGGCUCUCAUAUACCUGCUCGAUCUCUUCUGCAACUGCACUCACCCUCAGGUUCGCACACAGACGGCUGAGCUCUUCUCCAAAAUGACCUCAGACAAGCUUGUCGGGCCCAAGGUUCGGCUGACUCUGAUCCGUUUCCUUCCGGGUGUGUUCAUGGACGCCAUGCGGGACAACGCUGAAGCAGCGGUGCACAUAUUUGAGGGAACGCACGAAAAUCCUGAACUCAUUUGGAACGAUAGCUCCAGAGAGACUGUUUCCACCACUGUGCGGGAGAUGAUGCUUGAGCACUUUAAACAGCAGAAAGACAAUCCUGACGUCAACUGGAGACUGCCAGAGGACUUCACUGUGGCCUAUGGAGCUGGACAGGGAGAGCUAGAAGUGGGCGGAGUCUUUUUGCGCAUCUUUAUUGCCCAGCCGGGCUGGGUGCUGCGCAAGCCUCGGGAGUUCCUGGUAUCUCUCCUGGAGACCCUGACGGAGUUAUUGGAGAAGAACAACCCCAACGGGGAGGCACUGGAGACCGUCACCACGGCAGCAGUGUGUCUCUUCAGCACACAGACUCAACUCGCUGAUCAGGUCCCACCUCUGGGUCACUUGCCCCGCAUCCUCGCAGCACUCAACCACAAGAACAACGCCAUUCCCAAGAGCUCCAUCCGUCUCAUCCACGUGCUCUCGGAUAAUGAGCUCUGCGUGCGCUCCAUGGCUGCCCUGGAAGCCAUCGGCCCGCUCAUGACUGGAAUGAAGGUCCGUGCAGACAUGGCCGGGCUGGCCUGUGAGGCUCUGAACCGCAUGUUUCAGAAGGAGCAGACAGAACUCGUAGCUCAGGCUCUGAGAGUGGAGCUGGUUCCGUACCUCCUUAAGCUCUUGGAAGGAAUUGGCUUGGAGACCUUAGACAACCCCUCAGCUACCAAGGCCCAGAUUGUAAAAGCUUUGAAGUCUAUGACUCGCAGUCUGCAGUAUGGAGAACAGGUCAAUGAAAUACUAGCAAAAUCCACGGUAUGGAGUGCCUUCAAGGACCAGAAACAUGAUCUCUUCAUUUCCGAGUCUCAGACCGCAGGCUACCUGACAGGGGUUUCCACUCCCUCUCUCCUGGCCGCCAGCAGCCCACUCCGAGGUGGGCUCUAGACUCCUGAGGUGUACCCUCAAAACCCUCCUCUCUGUUGCACUAAUGCAGGGCCAGGAGUAGCAGGUUACCUUACAGCAGCAGGAAGCAGCACCACGGUAAUGCCCAGCGUCCCACCACCAGUGGACAGCGACCACGGAGACCACGCAGACCAAGGCUGAUGGACACGAUCGACCAGCACAGUCAGGCUCAGGCACCCUGACCGCCCUGCAAGCCUCAAGGUCGCCGAAGCUCACCGGGACUGUUCGGCUCCCCGACAUGCGGGGAUGGGGUGGAGAGGAGGUUGUCAUUGACAGUCACACCAAAAUUUCUACAACGCGUCCUCCUGUAUCGCCACCAACCUCCACCCGCCCUCCAACUGGCACUCAUAAAUUGUUUGAAAUUGUCUUAACAGAUGACCAUCUUUUGUUUCUUCCAAUGACACACAGAAGAGUUUACUUUUUGUAUGAAUAUAUUUUUUAUUGUAGUUAUUCUUUUUUCCAUGGAAAGACAUGGGAAGACUUGACACUUAUCGUUUCUCCCAUCUCUUUGGCCUUUUGCUAUCCUGAUUGGCAGCACUGGCCACCAAAUUCUCAACCUCACGUCGGUGAACCUCUUACAUCAUCACGUCCUUGUCAAGACUGCAUCUCAAGAAAAAAAAAGUGUGUCAUAGAAAAUUGCAAAAGAGAUUUGUGCUCCCUGUUUCACCUCAAGGAUCUUCAGGCUGCCCCCAAUUUUUGACGCGUCUCUGCUCUCCAGACUUUAAUUCCUACUUCAUUCCAAUUUUCAUGGCUGCCUCAAUUUUGUCAUUAUUCUCCUUCCCUCAAUAUGCUAAAGGCACUAGAAUAUUUAUAAGUGAAUAACAACCCUCGGAAAUGACAUUCGGCCGAGUGGACAUGACGAAUGAUGUUGAAUCUGUGUGAAAGACUAGUGCAGUCUGUGAAAUGUUCAAUGUAAUAUUGCGUAUAUAAACUUUCUAUAUUGAAUGUACAUUCAAAAAUAAAUCAGUCGCACUUGUACAUAAAAUUUUAAAAAUAAAAGGGAACC